AUGGAGACAACCACUCGUCCGGUCCAGAAAUCCCUCGGUGCCCUCGGUUCCAUCCAGGGUCUUACCAUCAGUUCGAACUCUCAAGAUCUAUGUCACUACUUUGGCGCUGUCCGCUAUGCUCUUCCGCCAUUGCAGCGUUGGCGUCGGGCGCGUCGGCUUUCUGCAUCAUUCAGAUAUGGGACGCCGCAGGCACCGAGUCAGUGUGAUAAGGGUGCCGGCUUGUGUCCACAGCCCGCGUUCGAGCCUCUUGUGCCGGAGAACCCAGACGCAUGGACUGAAGAUUGCUUCCAGUCCAAUAUAUGGGUACCAACAGGCUCGCCGCCAAAAGGAGGAUGGCCUGUAUUCGUAUUUAUCCACGGCGGCUGGCUUCAAUUUGGCUCACCGAACGGCUUCAAUGCGGCUGCUCUUCUAGGUGAGACAGACUUCAAAGCUGUGCUUGUGCUACCUGCCUACCGUGUCAAUCUGUUUGGCUUCCUACACUCGUCCGAACUGGAGCAGGACGCCGCGGCGGUUGGCGAGACAGUCGGUAACCACGGCUUCUGGGACCAGAGACUUGCACUCGAGUGGACGAAGGAAAACAUCCACCUCUUCGGCGGUAAUGCCUCAAACAUCACGAUCUCGGGCUACUCAGCUGGCGCAAACUCAGUCUUCCACCAGCUCGCCUAUGACCUCCGCCAACCGGAUGAUCAGAUCAUCGUCCGCCAAGCAAUAAUGCUCUCCAAUUCACCGGCCGUGCAACCAAAGAGGCCAGCAGAAACUCAAAUCCAAUUCAACCAACUCCUAGAAGCACUAUCAAUCCCACAAACCCUCAGCGGGCCCGAGAAACUCGCUCGUCUCCGCGCCCUACCGCCCAGAACCCUCCUCGACGCAACAAAGACCAUCGAAGUGCACCAAUUCCGUCCAGCAACAGAUGGAGGCUUCAUUUUGCCUUCCCUCUUCGCUUCCCUUGACAAGGGCGACUUCGCCGCCAAGCUCGUCUCCCGGAAUAUCCGACUGAUGCUGGGCGAAUGCAGCGAGGAGUCCCACCUGUAUGCUAUCUGGUUCCCUCCCAAGGCGAAUACCCUUUCCGCACUACGGACUCGACUCAUUGCCGAUUACCCCGAACACGUCGUCGACACGGUCCUGCCAUUACAUUAUCCGACCGGCCAGCUGCCUGCGGGAUGUAAGAAUUGGGACGUGGACGCGUGGGGCCAGAUCUAUGCCGAUAUGCAGGUGUAUCAGAUGCAGCGGGGACUUAUCCACGCUCUAACCUCGAACAAAGCCGGUGUCGACGCGAGUCAUCUGAUAUACCGAUACCGGAUCGAGUUCAUGGCCUCGUGCAUGGCGGCUAAAAUGCCCGCUGAAUGGGGUGUGACGCAUUCUUCGGAUUAUCCGCUAUGGUUCUGGGGUAAUGGGGAUGUUUUGACGGAGUCUGAGAAGAAGGUUACUCACAAUGCGUUUAUUGGGCCGUUGGCGCGAUUUGUGCAGAAUGAUAGACAGGUCGAUUUUGGGUGGGGGACUAGUGGGUUUGACGUGCGGACGAUGAGGGUCGAUGGAAAGGUGGAAAUUACUCGCGAUUCGAGGUGGGAGGAGGGUGUCAGGGUUUGGAAGGCUGUCAGGGCGGCGGAUUUGGGGCAGGCGACGCCGAAGUUGUAA
Penicillium waksmanii is the source of this 1635-nucleotide messenger RNA. Its product is annotated as putative carboxylesterase. The coding region runs from base 1 to 1635 and encodes 544 amino acids. The transcript is spliced from 2 exons. NCBI's taxonomy places the organism in Eukaryota, Fungi, Ascomycota, Eurotiomycetes, Eurotiales, Aspergillaceae. The record is from RefSeq and is a predicted model, not a curated record.